Molecule: messenger RNA, 720 nt
Organism: Suillus clintonianus
Lineage: Eukaryota; Fungi; Basidiomycota; Agaricomycetes; Boletales; Suillaceae
Product: mitochondrial import translocase subunit Tom22
Exons: 2
Coding region: 66-533 (155 amino acids)
Biological process (GO): intracellular protein transport
Cellular component (GO): mitochondrial outer membrane
Source: RefSeq, a predicted model, not a curated record
CCGAAGUCCAGACUUCUCACGUCGGCUCCAAUUUUUCAGUUGCUGCUCACGUUUCCGUUCAAACCAUGGUCAAGGUCGAGAUCGUAGAAGAAAAAGACCCACAGUCCUCGGGCAAUUCUCCUUAUGCUUCAACUUCAUCCUCACGGCAUUCUUCCCAAGAAUCACUUUCUUCUAUCUCCUCUGAGCUUUCUGCAGAAGAAACCUUGUAUGACCGCCUAAGCGCACUGGUAGACAUAGUCCCCCCCACCACCAGACAUAGCAUCUCUACCAAGGUUUCAAAAGCUACAUCAUUCGUAAAGACCAGCGGAAGAGUCAUUGGUAACAUCGUCUGGAUAGUCACAACCUCUGCUCUUCUCGUGGGGCUUCCUCUUGCCCUCAGUUUAGAAGAUGAGGCAAAGAUAGUUGCACAGGAACGAGAAAUGAUGGCGCAACAACAAGGUGCUCAGCAGAUGCUCUCGCCAGGAUCAGCUUACCCACCGCCGCCCGGCUCAAAUCAGGCACCUCAAAAGGGCAUCGUUCCGCCCGGCUUCUGAUCGAAAAUCAGCCCGUUUUCGAGCUUUUCCUUCAGCUUGCCAGCAGCAGUUACAUUCAGAUACUUUAUGCACACGUGUAUCUUAUACAUACUUCUCUCGCGUUCCGCAGUAUCCGCGUCCCCCGCCGGCAGACUUACAUCGUGUGUCGCAGCGAAUCAUCACCCACGUGUCAUUUGAUCAUCCUAUA